Rotaria sp. Silwood2 is the source of this 2709-nucleotide messenger RNA. The record is from the annotation of a GenBank genome assembly. NCBI's taxonomy places the organism in Eukaryota, Metazoa, Rotifera, Eurotatoria, Philodinida, Philodinidae.
AUGGCAAGAAACACUGAUGAAGACAACCAUGAACAAAAAUUGCGAAAUAUUGUUCAUUGUAAUCAUCAAAUUCGUAAUCUUGUACAAGGUAAUGUCCAUAAAUUUCUCAGUUUGCGCGAAGAACUUCUUACUAAUACGGGCAUAAGAGACUUGACGGCAUUCAAAGAUGUUCUAUCGCCUUUGAUUGACGGACCACGUAUUGAACAACUAAAGUCGUGUAUUAUGUCAGACAAAGCUCACAUAGCACUUUGUGGUGAGAAUUCAAGUGGUAAAACAGCAUUUUUACAUGCAUUUUUGGGCAUUGGUAAAAUUCUACCGUCUGGUGAUGGCCCUGUUACAGCGCGAAUUACAAAACUUACAUAUGCUUCGAGUGAGCAAGCAUGCAUCCGCAUUCGAAAAACGCUUCGAGAUCAAUCACUCGCUGAAAACGAAGUGGAUCUUUCGACUUUUUUUGCUAGUGAAAAACCUCAUUGGACUAAUGUCGGCCGCGCUCUCUCAAAACACGUUAAACGACCACAAGGCAUUGAUGAAACUUCACAUGAAUUUGCCGAAUGGGCACGAUGUGUUGUAGAAAUUCAUAUUCCAUCACCAACAUUGGCUUUAGGAAUCGACGUGUACGAUACACCUGGUUUUCUUUUAGACGAUGCUCCAGUUCUUAAAGAAAUUUUACAUGAUCUGGUCGAACUGAUUCAUCCUACAAUAGUCUUUAUGUAUAGUAAUCCGUCUACGGACGAUGCUACGAAAGGUUGCUUUUUAGCAAUGAAAACCGCCUUGUAUGACUUAGAUAGCACUAGUAUUUUCUUUCUGAAUUCAAAAGCAGAUUUAAAUCAAAUGCCAAAAUUCAAACAAGGUAUGGCAAUAGACGAAUUUCUUACUACAUUAGCCGAUCAACGAGCGCAACGCUAUAAUUUGUUGUUGCGUGCUCCUUUUCUUGCCAAUGAUAGAUUGGAUGGUUUGCCUGCAUCAAUUGGCGAAUGCCAUUGUUUCGGCAUAUGCAGUGUCAAUUCACAAUUGAUUAAACCAUAUGGUCCGCUAAUGAAUGAAACUACUAUUCAACAUAUUAUCCAAUUUGUAGGCAAUAAUAAUUUAGCGGUCGCGACACGUGUAUGUAAAGUAGUAUUGCCCAUCAUCAAUGCGUUUUUUAAUCUGUUACUUUUAACAAGAUAUCGCACACCGGAAAGAUUAGUACAACUGCAUUAUGAUGCUAUGAAUUGGGAACGAGAUUAUUUUCAGGCAUACACAAUAUAUACAGAGAAAGGUUUGGAAGAUCUUUUUUCGAAUAUAUUUCAACAAUUCAAUACAGAAGAAGACUUUAUUGUACAAGAAGUUUUAAAAACGCAUGCUCCUCCAAAUCUUUUCGAGCUUGCAAUAUUAACAGCUGUACAUCUUCAAGUUAUUAAACCAGCCAUUCGUGAUACUCUUCGACAAUUCAUGGGCUACGUAUUCGCACAUAUAGCAUCACAUUGUGAUCUAACGCGCGGUGCAGCUUUUAAUGAAAUCUUGAUCGGAGCAUUAGGCAGGCAAGACAUAAGCGAUUUUGCAGCUUCUUUACUUGAUAAUCAUCCUAUACAAAAAACUAUUCGUGCUAGCACAUUAUACAUGAUGAACACAAUUUCAACACCGUUUUUAAAAUGCGCUCAACAUCUGCUAAAUUUGGAUUUCUCUCAUGAGACAAUUAGUAUGACACUGUCAAAAAACAUCAAAGAAUUUCAUGAAAAUCAAAAUUGUGAUACUAAACGAGAAUUAAAUGAUAUUGUUCGUAAAUAUUUACUGAACGUGCAAAAAGUUAUCAAAAAUCAACAAAAUACAAUGUGGCAAGCAGUGAGACUGUGGGGAGAUCAGCAAGAAGCUAUUCUAAGAUCGCUCAUUGACAUUCAUUAUGAAAAAGCGUGUCCUCUAAUUGAUUCUCAUCAAGAAACACUUAAUCGUUUACAACAAUAUGUUUGGCGUUUUAUUGUGACUGAAUGCGGACUUUGUGCAGCGCAAGAUAUGGCAAAGUUUAAUGGUAGCAUACCUGAAAUUCGUAAUGGUGAUUCUAAAUCAACUAUGUUCAGUAUAUUUACUGCCGACUGGGGAGACGAAAAAAAUUUAGUUGUGAAAAAGCUUAGUCGGUCUCUGCCGGAUCAACCGAUUGCAGCUUAUUAUGAAGCACAUUAUCAUCGCGAAGUAGCAAAUUUAUGUCAUCCAAAUAUGGUUAACAUUCGCUAUCUUUAUGAGUAUCGUCUUGAUAAUCAAACUUCUGAGUUAUGGAUGAUCUUUCCACCAUUGAUGCUUACUUUGGAACAAUUUUUACAACAGUUUUUGGCAUCACUUUCGAUCACAACGGUCCUCAAAUGGAUGAAUGAUAUUGUCGAUGCGCUCAUGGCUUUACAUCAAAAUGAACUUGUUCAUCGAAACGUCGUGAUGAGCAACAUUGUCCUUACUGAAGAUAAACGGGCUCUGUUAAUUGACUUAGGCGAUUGGUACGAAGAUUGUGAUCUCAGUGUGCGUCAUGAUCCAUCAUCGACUUUCAACGGAACGAACGAUGACAUAAAAGGAUUUGGUACACUCGGACAAAUUCUGAGUUCUUUCAUUGAGCAAGAUGAGAAUGUGUUAGCAAUCAUUAAUGAAUUUAAUGAGUUAAUGUUAACAUGUUCUCAGGCUACUCAUGAGAAACCUGUAACGACUGAAUUCGUUCAGCAGAAAAUUCAGUUCAUGCUAGAUAUGUGA